Molecule: messenger RNA, 6607 nt
Organism: Branchiostoma floridae (Florida lancelet)
Lineage: Eukaryota; Metazoa; Chordata; Leptocardii; Amphioxiformes; Branchiostomatidae
Product: protein bicaudal C homolog 1-like
Cellular component (GO): cytoplasm
Molecular function (GO): RNA binding; protein binding
Source: RefSeq, a predicted model, not a curated record
CACAUUGUUGACGUGCGUGAACAGGUCGGGUGGGAAAAUGCCAUGGCGGCCGUGGGGCCCGAAAGCAAUCGUAGCGGCGCACCGUUUCUAGGCGGUCUAGGGCCCACACACGCCGACAUGCGCGACCACAACAGCCCGAUGGAUCCCAACGACUCCCCCACCGAGUCGAUCGAGCCCGAGGAAACGAUAGAAAGGCCACCAGACUGGGUGGAGGAACGCUUCCGAGUCGACCGCCGUAAGCUUGAAGCGAUGUUGCAAGAUUAUGGAUGAGACGAACACACAUAUCACAUGGCCUUCCAAGUUGAAAAUAGGAGCGAAAUCCAAGAAAGAUCCACAUAUCAAGGUGGCAGGCAGAGAGGAAGACGUUAGAGCAGCCAAGACCAAGAUUAUGGCUGUUUUAGAUACAAAAAGUAACAGAGUGACCUUGAAAAUGGAUGUCUCUCACACGGAACACUCCCAUGUCAUCGGGAAGGGCGGCAAUAACAUCAAGAAGGUCAUGCAGGAAACAGGGUGCCACAUCCACUUCCCUGACUCCAACAGGUCUUCUCUGGGAGAAAAAAGUAAUCAGGUUUCCAUUGCAGGGUUGGUUCUCGGUGUGGAAAGUGCAAGAGCACAGAUUAGGGAAUUGUUACCACUAGUCUUCAUGUUCGAAUUGCCAAUCACGGGCGCAUUACAGCCAGUGCCAGAUGUCUCGUCGCCCCAGAUACAGCAGAUACAGCAAACGUACAACGUCACGGUGGCCUUCAAGCAGAGACCCAGGAUGUACGUUACCACGUGCGUGGUCCGCGGCACGGUCAACAAUGCGCCGUCAGUCAAGGAAGCCACGGCCAGGCUCAUAGAUCACUUGACUGGGAACAUGGGGCAAAUCACGAUACCCGUCAGCACGCAGCUGGACAUCGCGACGCAGCACCACUUGUUCAUGAUUGGUCGCGGCGGGGUGCAGAUCAAGCAGAUCAUGCAGCGGACCGGCGCGAGCAUCCACUUCCCCGACCCCAACAACCCCCAGAAGAAGAGCAUGGUGUUUGUGUCGGGAGGGAUCGAGUCGGUGUAUCUGGCACGGCAGCAGCUGAUUGGCUGCCUUCCUCUGGUGCUAAUGUUUGACAUGAAGGAAGAUGUGGAGGUCGACACUUCCAAGAUGGCCAGACUAAUGGAAGAACUCGACGUCUUCAUAAGUAUCAAACCUAAACCCAAGCAACCAAGCAAGUCUGUUAUCGUGAAGAGUGUGGAACGGAACGCUCCCAACAUGUACCGGGCGCGGUGUCGCUUGCUUGGGUUAGAGGAGAGCGAGAACAUCCCGCCGAGCACGUCCCCGCAACUUCCCACCAUCAACAUCAGCUCCGACGUGAAGACGUCCUGUGCAACCAUGAACGGCUUCACCAGUGGAAGCUUAGGUCUGAACUCACUAGUGCCCCCUAGCAGUGCCAGUAGUCCGGGCUGCAGCCCCCGGCGGAGUCCAGUGGACCAGUUCAAACAGAACGGCAGGAGGGCCAGUUCACCCGGCCUGCCUGGAGAUGUGGAGGUUCGUAUGCUGAAAUCCGGUAACAGUUUUGUGGAUGUGGUGAUCAACCACAGCCCAUCGUCGAGCGGGAAUUCCACGGACCUGAACAUGCUGAGGAAACUUGCCUCGCUCAACAAACAGACUGUGGAGCUGGUGUCGGGGGUUAGGAACGCUGAGCUACAUAUGGCAGACAGAAGAUCAUCAGAGUCUGGGGAGUCUGACUGUUCAGACAAGAGAGCUCCAGGCUGUGAGAGGGAGAGAGAGAGGGAGCUGGAAAGGGAGAGGGAAAAAUUCUUGAGGUCGUCUCAAAAUCUGUCCUUUACCAGCCCAUAUGAACUGACGGCAUUUGACUAUGAGAGAAAGAAGCUACAAGCCACCAAAGCUAUGCAAAAGAAACCUCAGGUGACACAGGUGCGCACACCCACCGACACGUGGAGUGGCUUUGGCUUCUCCAAGUCGAUGCCCAGCUGUGUGGCUCAGGAGGCUUUUGGGUCUGCUCGACCCUCGUACAAUGCCCCAACACUACCUGCUACCUACGAGUCAACCAGUGGUCCCCCCAGUCCCACAGAACCCUCCACACCAACUGUCAGUCCCUGGGGUGAGAGAAACGGAUCCUCCUUAACCCAACAAGAAGACUUCCCAUCAGAAAACAGAAGAAAGCCUCCACACAAAUACGAUUUCUCUCUGAGCGCGAGUAACUACAUAGACAGUGUGUCGCUUCCCUCCAAAACCAAGUGGGGCUGUGACAACGACCUUAAGGCCACUGACCUCCCCGACCUCUUCAUGAAACUAGGCCUGGGCAAGUACUCCGAUGUGUUCCAGCAACAGGAGAUCGACAUUCAGACAUUCAUGACCUUGACCGACCAGGACCUUAAGGAACUUGGUAUCACCACGUUUGGUGCACGACGUAAGAUGCUUCUAGCCAUAUCAGAUCUCAACAAACCCCGACGAAAGUCGCUCUUCACCCCCUUCCCCAACGCCUUUGACGGUGACCUGAGCGGCAGAUCCUCCCUGCAGCACAACCCUGACCUUUCCAGCGCCCUGCCCUGGUGACCUCCGACCUGCAACCCCCCCAAACUUUGGUAACUUCAGACCUUCGACCCUACCAACCUUUUGACUACACCGAACAUGCGAACACAGAGGAAAUCAAUGUUGGCUCAUUUUUGAUGAUUUCUGUUUUGAUUUGUGGAUAUGACAGCACAGGAGGUAGAAGCCACAUGAUUGGUGAGAUAAAGUAAUGUGACACACAGGAAAAUCCUGUGAUAGGUGAGACAGAGUCAUGUGACCUGUGAGUACUGGCCACUGGCUGUUGCUGAGUGUAAUUGUGGCGUGCUAACAGUAGGCCUUCCUGUAAGGAAAAAACCCAUAUGAAUUAUGUGGCCUUAUCUCAAACGUGUGGAUCAAAAGUGACAAAAUAUUCUUCACCAUAUCACCCCCAAACUCCCACCAGAACAUUCCAAUCAAGAUAUCAGGGGGAGAACGAUUCACUUUUGACCAAGUGCCCUUUUGAACGGCCUCACAACCAAACUUAUAAUAAGUGCCACAGUUACUUUAACCGCCCUUCUGUAUGAAAUGGGAUGUGGCCAAAGUCAGCAUGAACCUCUAUCCCAAAAUGUACUUAAUGAUGUUCACAUAUACCACCCCUGUGAUGGGAGUAGAAUGUUCCAAGCUUGCCUAGCACCAACUGCAAGGCACAAGAAAUGUGGAAAGAACCAUUAGACUUUCGGGGUGCUCUGUUGUACAGACCAGUUUCCAAGUGACAGGAGAUAAACUCAACAUGGUAGAGCAUUCCACCACUUCACCAACUACAUGUACUGUGUCUUCUGCCAUGUCAGUGACAAACAAAUGACAAAAAUCUUGUUGGCUAAGUGUGGUAGCAGGAUUAGACUAAAGUUUUCUCAAAUUGUAGCCCUUAUUUCUGACGUAGUUGUCACAUGAUGUUAGUGAUGUGAUGAUGUACUUGAUGUAGUGCCUUCUUAAGGUGAUUAGAGCAAUAAGUAUGGACAGCAACAUUCCACUGUCAAGAAGCACAACGUGUAGGGGUUUAUAGGUAGUCCCCAAGCAGAGUUUUCUGUAUGGGGAAGGUAGUGGCUGCAAUUUCUUACCGCUGCCUCCCUUCAUCUCUGAUACAAAACACACAAAAUUGAUGUUGGUGACCCUUUCCUGCAUACCAUGAAAUUGUCAUUCGGCAAACCAUUUUAUUGCACAGGAUUGCAUGCAUCCUUCACAGUGGGGCAGUGUUCAUUCAACUGCAAUGGCAGUAGCGGCCUCCGUCACUGCCUCUCCGCCAGUGUCAUAGUGAAGGGAGACAGCCAUAAGAAAUCCCGGCCACUACUGUCCCUCUGACUGAAACCUCUGUUUGGAGAAGUUCAUAGGUACAAACGUAGGCCUAUGUGUAUCCCAAGCAUUAUCUUGCCUAUAUAUAUACACAUACAGUAAUACUAUAUAUAUAUGAAUAUAUAUGCUAUCAAAUAAAUACACCAAGGUUAGAACAAGUGGGCAGAGCCUGAUGUUGAGCUGUUGUGUUCCAAGAAUGCUUUAUACAAUAUCUGUGCUUUGAAAGCUUUAGAGUAGAGGGCACAAGGAACAAGUUCAGUUGUGUAAGAGCAAGGAUGCUGCAGGUGAUCUGCCUGUCAAAAUGGCUUAAAGGUCUUUCUGGCUAAAAGAGUUAUUAGAGAAGCAUUGCUCUUAUGUCUUGAAAUGAAACAACUAGAAAACACAAAGUCAACAAUCAACACCCCAGUCUCGAGUGAUCUGCUGCACUGUACAGGGAAAACUGGUAGAUUCUUGACAUAAGUCAACUAACUGAAAAACAUCAUUGUUAUCUGAGAAAGGUAUUGUAAGAAUCACUUUAAACUAGAAAUGUAGAAGUAGUUGUAUUUUUGAGAAAACUUAAGUCUGUUGCUACAGUUAUCAGGAAGCUAUUUUGUGAUGUUUCUUAGUGAGACAAAAAGUAUUUCUUUGUUUGAUAUGUAACAAAAAUACUAGGCAGUGCCUAGAAAAUGGACUUGGAAUAAAAGUUGUUCCAGAAAAUUGUACCGUUACUUUUCUGAAGUCUCCUAUCAUAUUUAGGAGAGAUUUCUGGUUUCCAAACAAAUUUGAACGAUUUGUUUCCAAGACUUGGAAAACCCGACUUUGGGGCCAAAAUCAUGUCACUGUGCCUUAUGAAUAGCUAUGUAAACGAAACUUGUUUACGGAAACCAGAAAAUCAUUUUCUGUGUUUUUACAUUUUACAAGAUGGCUUCCCUGAGAAUGUAAGAGCCUACUCUACAGAUUUGCUACUUCAGUUUUAUACCUGGCAUGAUUAUUGUACUCAUGGUGUUCCACGUAAAUCUGAGCCUACUCUAACACAAGUGCCAAUCAUGGGCAGGUUGGUUGUUCAUUUCACAUAUAGACAACUCCCUAUCCUGGAAACUAAGUGUACUUUUCUACCGUUGAUUAACCUCGCUGUAUCUUAAUCAUCAGAAGAGUUGACAAGUCUGCUGAAUGUCUCUUGUUUUUUUGGUUAUCACUACCCAGGUGGGAGAAAGAAGCACACCCUUACGUAAAUAUGUAUGUAAGUGUGAAGACAGAACACUAAAGUGAAGAAUGUGGUGAACACAAAGUGUACAAAAAAGGCAAUCUGUGUAUAGAGUUGAAGGUAUUUUUUAGAGAAGCACAGCACUUACUACCUGAUAUGGUACUUAGUUGCAAGUUGAAAAGACUCCAGUUCUUGAAGACUCCAGUUCUUGCGAUGUAAGUUAUUUUUGGUUGCUUUGCACCCAUAAAAUGCUUUUAUAGGGUGUGAAAUGUGGCUUGUUUGUUAUUGUGACCAUUGGCUGUUAGAUAUUGCCUUUGCUGUUGUUUUAGUUGAAUGAUUUAAAGGUAUAAAUAGACCUGUAGACCACUGAAUGUGAGCCAUAGUGUUAUGUCUUAUGUAUGGACACGAAGACAAAGGUAGCGUCCAUACAUUUGGAUCACUGUUCAAAAAGAAGAAUGAUACAAAAGAUUCAGUAUAUAUUUAAUAUUAGGGACAUGUUGUUUUUGUUUCAAUGCUGUAUUAUUGAUCAACAAACUCCUUUGUGUUUUAAGGCUUUUACAGGCCUGUUUGUAACAAAUUUGUUACGAUAUUCUUAUGUUGGACUUGUGCCAGGUUGGUGGUAAAGAGUCAUAAAAAUCUACAUAACUUGGUAACAUUAUAUGUAUUCAUAAAAAUAUAUGGCAACAAUCAAGAGAACAUAUAAGAGCUAUUUUUGUUUGCAUGUUGAAAAGCUGCCUUGCAGAGAAGUGGUUAGAAAUUAUGGUAAUAAAAUCAAAUUUUAUCAGAGGACAGAUCUUAAUGCAGACAGUGGAAUAUAGCAAACUUUUAAUCAAUGAUUUUAUUUUCAUUCCUUGAUAUCCUAGAAAUGUCAAAUGUUUCUGUGUUUGGAGGAUACUAAGUUUGGCACAGAUGUCAUAUUUGUUUUCCAGAGAUGCAUAACUUAACAGUACUCAAAGUCUGCCACUUGACUAGAUGUAAUGUAGGGUGCACGUUAUAGGCGUAUUUGUGUACAGAUCAGUGCGUUUUGAAAUAUGUUUGAAUUUUGUUUAGUGACAUCAUGUUUUGUUGAUGAAGUCAUGAAAGUUUAAAGAUUUCAAGCAAGGUGAAUUCUGUCACGAUUGCUUCCAAGUUGUAGUAACAAUGAAGAUAAAUUUCUUUAAUCUAAUUUUUACAUGAAAUAUUUUCAUAAUGUCUUUUCAAGGAAGGGUCAAGCUUGUGAUACAGAUAAGCUGACUAUGUCUCAAACAUUGUUAUUAAUUAUAUAUUCCUUUUUGUUAUUUGCUUGUGCACUUUAUGUGAGCAUACAUGUAGAAUUCGGAGGGGCUUUUUGAAUAACCUCCGUGGAGCAGUGCAUACUUGUAGAUCUCCAUGGAAGGAAGGAAUUCCGCCUCCAUUGGGGAUUCUGGCAGAAACAGACGUCAUAGCUAGAAUUGUUGCUUCCAUUCUUUUUGGCUGGCCCGAAUCUUCAGAGCUUUGAUAUCUGUAAAGGAUCCAAUGUGAGCUUUGGCUGUCAUUUAUUUCAAUGUUUAAAUACCCAAGGUUAAGCCUAAAUGUUAUUGUCUGCCUUUCAUUAAACAUAUUGCAGUCUA